Molecule: messenger RNA, 402 nt
Organism: Lactuca virosa
Lineage: Eukaryota; Viridiplantae; Streptophyta; Magnoliopsida; Asterales; Asteraceae
Source: the annotation of a GenBank genome assembly
AUGGCCUCAAGACAACUUCUCUCCGCCCUCCUCCUCCUCCUCCUCCACCUAACCCUAAACUCUCCACCUGCCACGGUGGCUCAGUGCCCCUACCCAUGCUACCCACCACCAACCGGUACUGGCGGCAACACCAACACCCCGCCGGUUCCUCAAACAGGGAAUUACCCUCCUCCAGCAGCUAUUUACACGCCACCCUCGACUGUUUACCCUUAUAACCCUCCAACUCCUACCUUUUACGGUGGCGCACCACCACCUCCAGACCCUAUAGUUCCAUGGUUCCCUUAUUACUACAAGGAUCCGCCUCGUAACCCUAAUAAAUCAUCGUCGGCGGAUCUGCCAAGAGGGUCAACGGUUGUGAUUUUUAUGAUCCAUAUUCUAGUGUUUCGGUUGUUUUUAUUGUGA